This is a messenger RNA of Arabis nemorensis, 1659 nucleotides long. NCBI's taxonomy places the organism in Eukaryota, Viridiplantae, Streptophyta, Magnoliopsida, Brassicales, Brassicaceae. The record is from the annotation of a GenBank genome assembly.
AUGGAUGAAGAAGAAGGAACAAUUUCCUCAGAUUCAACGACGAAGCAAAGGAAACCUCUUGGUUGGAAAGCUAUGCCUUACCUAUUAGCAAAUGAGACAUUGGAGAGGCUUGCGACAUUCGGAUUAAUGUCGAAUUUUAUGGUGUAUAUGGUUAGAGAAUAUCAUAUGGAUCAAGUCCAAGCUGCGACUCUAAUCAACACUUGGUCUGCUCUCACCAACUUUGCUCCCAUCAUUGGAGCUCUCAUCUCCGACUCAUACACCGGAAAAUUCAAUACCAUUGUCUUUGGUUCCAUCGCCGAGUUGCUGGGCAUGUUGGUGUUGACUUUCACUUCUCUGAUCCCGAAUCUACGACCACCACCUUGCAUUUCCGACCAAAUCACCGGAAAAUGUAUCCGCUAUAGCGAUUCGCAGUUAUACUUUUUACUCUCAGGUCUUUUCUUGUUAUCGGUCGGAACAGGAGGAAUCCGUUCAUGCAGUGUUCCUUUUAGUCUCGAUCAGUUCGAUGAUUCGACUGAGGAAGGAAGAGAAGGAAGUAGAAGCUUCUUCAGUUGGUACUAUACCACUCAUACAAUAGUCCAGUUAGUAUCAAUGACUCUAGUGUUGUACGUACAGAACAACAUCAGUUGGGCCAUUGGAUUCGCAAUACCGACGUUUCUCAAUUUGGUUGCGCUUGUUUUGCUAUUUAUGGGAACUCGGUUUUAUGUCUUUGUCAAACCUGAAGUAAGUGUGUUCUCUGGGAUCUUCAUGGUUCUCGUGGCUGCUUAUAAGAAACGGAAUUUACGGUCUCCUUCUGAGAUUGACAAUUAUCGACCGUUACUAGAGACAAAUUCACAAUUACAUAAACUCGGACCCACUGAUCAAUUCAGAUUCUUGAACAAAGCCGCGAUAGUGAUGAGCAACGAUGAAGCUGAAAAUAAGGAGUGGAGAAUCUGCACCGUCAAACAGAUCGAGGACAUAAAGUCUAUAUUAAGCAUUAUACCAAUAUUUGCUUCGAGUAUUAUAGGAUUCUUAGCUAUGAACCAACAACAAACUUUUACGGUCUCACAAGCACUAAAAACGGACCUCCGAUUUCCCGGUACUUCUUACCUAAUCCCUCCUGCUUCUAUAACCGUCAUAUCACUACUCACCAUAGGGAUAUGGCUUCCCUUCUAUGAAACCGUUUUGGUCCGACACAUUGAAAAUAUUACAAAACAAGAAGGUGGCAUCUCGUUACUCCAAAAAGUUGGGAUUGGGAAUUUUUUCUGCAUCUCGACCAUGUUCAUAUCGGGUAUCGUGGAGCGAGAGAGAAGAGAUAUAUCCCUUACCAGGGUAAACAUAUCGGUUUUCUGGCUAGCCCCACAACAAGUACUAAUGGGAUUUUAUCAAGUGUUCACCAUUGUUGGCCUCACCGAGUUCUUCAACAAAAAAGUCCCUAUCAACAUGAGAAGCAUAGGGAACUCGUUGCUCUACUUAGGUAUGUCUUUAGGUAGUUAUCUAAGCAGUGCGAUGGUGAGCAUUGUUCAUAGUGUGACUGCUCGUGGAGGAAGACAAAGUUGGCUAACGGAUGAUAUUGAUGCUAGCAAGUUAGAUUAUUUCUAUUACUUUAUUGCCGGUUUAAGCACUCUUAAUUUCAUCUUCUUCUUGUGGUGUGCUCGAAGGUAUCAUUACAGAAAUAUGUGA